Molecule: messenger RNA, 216 nt
Organism: Dibothriocephalus latus
Lineage: Eukaryota; Metazoa; Platyhelminthes; Cestoda; Diphyllobothriidea; Diphyllobothriidae
Source: the annotation of a GenBank genome assembly
AGUCGGCAGGCAGAGGGUCCACUCAACUUUGUUUGGAUUGAGGGCAAUCGCCGACUGGUGGACAAACGUAUACCCGGACGCGGUCUCCUCCGAAGCACCCGCUACACUGACCUGGACAUGUCUGUCUUUUAUCGGAUCCUAACCAGCUAUUUGCGUGGCUCGGGAAUUCUAAAGGCAGAGCACCCGGACAAUAUUAAGAUGCGUGCAUCCUCUUAG